This is a messenger RNA of Aureobasidium musti, 2706 nucleotides long. Lineage: Eukaryota; Fungi; Ascomycota; Dothideomycetes; Dothideales; Saccotheciaceae. The record is from the annotation of a GenBank genome assembly.
AUGCUACUCAGAUUACAAUGGCCUUGCCGCCGUGUCCAUCACAAUGCUAAGUUUCUUGGUUCCAUAACUGCUAGAUCCUUUGCUUCUUCCACGCCCCGGCACAAUGAUCUUGCUACAUCAAAAACUCGUAACAUUGGCAUUAUAGCCCAUAUCGAUGCGGUAUGUCGCAACACGUACUUCUUGAAAAUACUAGGAGGUCAGUAUUUGCGUGCCACGAUUUUCUUGUUGUUUGUAUCUGCUUUAGAAGCAAACCGUGUGCUGAGUUUUUCUCANGAUGUCGACGAAGGCUCUACCGUGACAGAUUUCCUACCUGCAGAACGCGCUAGAGGUAUCACCAUUCAAUCAGCAGCAGUGACNUUUUCCUGGCCACCAGCUGCUUCUUCAGCUACCGAUCUCUCGUCCAACAAGAUUGUCCUGCCACGUUCCACACAGAGUCACAACAUCAAUCUGAUCGAUACACCUGGUCACGCUGAUUUUACUUUCGAGGUCCUUCGAUCUCUGCGUAUCUUGGAUGGCGCUGUUUGCAUCCUUGACGGAGUUGCUGGUGUCGAAGCGCAGACAGAAAAGGUCUGGACCCAAGCAACACAGUACCAGAUCCCCAAGAUCUUGUUCGUGAACAAGCUCGAUCGCGAAGGUGCUGCAUUCGCGAGAACCAUAUCAGAGAUAGGCACACGUCUACGUGUUUGGCCGGCAUUGUGCCAGAUUCCAUGGUGGCGCCCUGGUGACCUCAAGCUUCAGGGCGUUGGCGAUGCCGUAGGUCUUCGUGCCUUGUUGUAUGAGNNGGAGGGUGGUGACGGCAAAGCCCUCAAAGUGUUCUCACUCAAGGACCUGGAAGCCGAUAGCUCUGCUUUCGCAGAAGAGAUUAAGAAAGCCAGAACCGCCUUGGUUGAGCUGCUCAGUGAAUAUGACGAUGAGAUGGUCGAAAAGUUCCUGGAAUAUGACGAAGAUCAUCUGGCUAUCCCGUCCGUCGACAUCACAGAGAGUCUGAGAAGAUGUACUCUGCAGCAACCACAAAAGCUCGUGCCUGUGUUUUCGGGCGCAAGUUUCCGCAAUGUCGGUGUGCAACCACUACUGGAUGCAGUCGUAGAUCUCCUUCCAUCACCGCAGGAGCGAUCUGAUCCGGAAGCUAGUGUGGGUCCUUCCAAGUACGGGCUGAAUGAUCUCCUCUCAGGAAAAAGUGCUUUGCCUGCAGCCGUUGAGGCCAANAAGCAACCGAAAACCAAAGCAUUGGCUGCAAGCAAAAAUAUGUCCAUCAUCAAGAGUCUUGAAGCUUGUGCUCUGGCCUUCAAGGUUGUCACUGAUCCCCGUCGAGGUGUCCUGGUUUAUGUUCGAGUAUACUCUGGAUCGAUCACAAAGAAUGCUCCCCUCUUCAACACAAAUCUUGGCAUCACCGAGAAGGCUCCUCGUUUGCUGAGAAUGUACGCUGAUGAGGCUGUCGAAAUCUCUUCGAUUGAGGCAGGUCAGAUUGGAGUCAUUCCUGGGUUAAAGUCCACACGUACAGGUGAUACACUUAUUCUGUACAGCGGAGUGAACCCGAAGGUUGGUCCCCCAUCGCCGAUCAACACUCUUCAACUUAGACCGAUUGCUGUUCCUCCACCUGUUUUCUUCACAAGUGUAGAGCCAAACAGUUUAGCUGAGGAGAAACACAUCUCUGAGACUUUGGCACUCUUACUUCGAGAAGAUCCUAGCUUGAACGUGAGGGAAGAUCCCGAGAGUGGACAGACUCACUUAGCUGGCAUGGGCGAACUUCAUCUGGAAAUCGCUCGCGACAGACUCAUCAACGACCUCAAAGCAAAAGCUAGAAUCGGCAAUAUCCAGAUUGGCUACCGUGAAGCCCUCUCUGCUCCUUCUUCGGACGCGUUCGCGAUUUUCGAUAGAGAAGUUGCUGGAAAGGCAUCUAAAGCGGGAUGUACUGCGAGCGUAACGCCUUUUGAAGAAUCGGAGCUGGAUGCAGCCGACGAUCACACGCAUGUGUUCUCACUGUUAGACGACAACUAUCUGGUUUUGAAGACUCCCACUCUUUACCCAGAUGGUUCAGCAACAGACUCUGAACUGCCACCUCUACCCUCCACCUUGCCGAUGCAAAUGCUACAAUCAGCCAUGCAGACUGGUGUUACGGCAGCUCUUGCGCGUGGUCCCUCACACGGCUACCCUCUCCACUCCACCAAGAUCAACAUUACCUUUGACCCCUCCGAGCAUCUCUUUCAAACCACUAAUGCUGCUGCUAUCUCGUCAGCGGCUCGUCUCGCUGUACAGAAGGCCUUGCGCGAGUCAGCAGAUGCCAGCUCUGGCACAGCACUGAUGGAGCCCGUCAUGAACGUCACAAUCACCGUUGACGAACCCAGUCUCGGAAGCGUGGUACACGACAUCAGCUCUGCCAGAGGAGGACAAGUCGUAUCUCUCGGUGCCGACGACGAAACCGGCACCUCAGAAGACGAUGUCGAAAUCGACCCUACAAGGAUUUACUCACCACCCGAUCCAUUUGGUGGUUCGGCGUCAAGUAUCGGCGCAGGAUCUGUCAGUGUAGGCAAUCAGAUGCGCCAGAUCGUGGCAAGGGUGCCUCUCAAGGAGAUGGUUGGGUAUUUGAAGCACUUGCGCAGUUUGACACAGGGAAGAGGCACAUUUGUUAUGACUGUUGACCGGUUUGAAAAGAUGAAUCCGCAGAGGAUGAAGCUUGCACUAUCCGAGAUGAGCGGUGGGUUCUAG